AUGUCAUAUGGUGGUGGCUAUUCCGGAGGCCGUGGGGGCUCCGGCGGUUACGGACGAGAAAAUCACAAUCGUGAUGCUGGCUACGGCAGCUAUUCCAACAGUGGGCACGGAGGUCAAUCAGGCGGAGGGGGCUACAACAACAACAACAGUAGUGCAAAUGUGAAUGGAUAUAAUGGUGGCGGCGGUAACGGAUAUGGAAAUAAUAGCUUUGGAGGAGGAGGCGCUGGAGGCGACCGCAUGUCCAACCUUGGUGCCAAUCUCCAAAAGCAAUCUUGGGACAUGAACAACCUUCCUAAAUUCGAAAAAUCUUUUUACAAAGAAGAUCCAAAUGUAACAUCCAGAUCUGAAGCUGAUGUCAUCAAAUUCCGUACCCAGCACGGUAUAUCGAUUCAAGGACGUGAUGUUCCCAGGCCGGUCGAAAACUUUGAUGAAGCUGGCUUUCCCGGCUACGUUAUCAAUGAAGUUAAAGCGCAGGGAUUUCCAGCUCCCACUGCUAUUCAGUCUCAAGGAUGGCCGAUGGCCCUUUCAGGUCGUGAUGUAGUGGGAAUCGCAGAAACAGGAUCAGGAAAGACCUUAACAUAUUGCUUACCAGCUAUUGUACACAUCAAUGCACAACCUCUCUUAGCUCCAGGAGACGGUCCGAUUGUGCUCGUUCUUGCCCCAACUCGUGAGCUAGCUGUGCAGAUUCAACAAGAAAUCACCAAGUUUGGAAAAUCUUCUCGUAUUCGCAACACCUGUGUAUACGGUGGAGUACCAAAAGGUGGUCAGAUCCGCGAUCUAGCUAAGGGAGUAGAGGUUUGUAUUGCCACCCCGGGACGACUUAUCGACAUGCUUGAGUCGGGAAAGACUAACCUGCGCCGAGUUACAUAUCUCGUCCUCGAUGAAGCUGACCGAAUGUUGGAUAUGGGAUUUGAACCCCAAAUCCGAAAGAUUCUUGGGCAGAUCCGUCCGGACAGACAGACUUGCAUGUGGUCCGCAACAUGGCCAAAAGAAGUGCGCAACCUCGCAUCAGAUUACUUACACGAUUUUAUUCAAGUUAACAUAGGAUCUCUUGAGCUGUCUGCUAAUCACAGGAUUACGCAAAUUGUUGAGGUUGUCUCCGAGUUCGAAAAAAGAGAUCGGAUGACCAAACACCUCGAGAAGAUUAUGGAAGAUAAAGACAAUAAAAUAUUGAUAUUUACAGGGACGAAAAGGGUUGCAGAUGACAUAACACGUUUCCUUCGCCAAGAUGGAUGGCCAGCUCUAUCCAUUCACGGUGAUAAACAACAAAAUGAACGAGAUUGGGUCUUGAACGAAUUCAAGACUGGAAAGAGUCCAAUCAUGGUUGCCACAGAUGUGGCUUCUCGUGGUAUCGAUGUCCGGAACAUUACCCAUGUACUAAACUAUGACUACCCUAAUAACUCUGAGGAUUAUAUUCAUCGGAUCGGUCGUACAGGUCGCGCAGGACAAAAAGGAACAGCGAUAACUUUCUUUACCACUGACAACUCUAAGCAGGCACGAGAUCUCGUUUCUGUUCUUACUGAGGCAAAGCAGCAGAUCGACCCUCGGCUAGCAGAAAUGACCCGCUAUGGAGGUGGCGGUGGCGGUCGAUAUGGAGGAGGAGGCGGUGGCUACCGUGGUGGGCGCGGUGGUGGUCGUGGUGGUAAGUCUGCUUUGAAACUAAGUAAAAGCACAGUUUGA
This is a messenger RNA of Blumeria graminis f. sp. triticale, 1680 nucleotides long. The record is from the annotation of a GenBank genome assembly. Lineage: Eukaryota; Fungi; Ascomycota; Leotiomycetes; Helotiales; Erysiphaceae.